AUAGUGUUCCUCUCGUUAUCCACCUUCCUACAGCAACCCCGAGCCAUCUAACCCACUUCCAUCACUGUCCCUUGCCCCCGCCACCCACCUCCCGAACGGAACACUGCCGACGAACGUCUUCCAAACCCUGAUAUCACCAUGGGCCGCACCUUCAGGGUCUACCUGGCUGGGGAGAAAGUACUGGCUUGCAAGCAAUGUGGGAAUCACCUCGCUGUCAGCGAAGGUGUCAUCUCUGAGCACUUUCGAGGCCAGCACGGUACCGCAUGGCUUGUGCAACAGGUGGUGAACACAUACACGGGGGACGCCGAAGACCGGGAGAUGAGCACUGGUCGACACACCGUUCGAGAUGUAUUCUGCCGGGUGUGCCACACUACCCUUGGUUGGAAAUACGACUAUGCUUUUGAGUACAGCCAAAAGUACAAAGAAGGCAAAUUCAUCCUCGAAAAGGCCUUAUUCUCCGAGAAACCUGAGCGACGAGAUAUCGGUCUUGUGCCCCGUAUCGAAGAGAUUCCUGUCCGCGACAUCAUCGCUGCGCGGGUGUGAGCUACAAGUUCGUGCGUCUUCCCUGGUCCCCCAACACGACGUACCUCAACUUCACUUUCUUCCUCUCUUAUCUCUCUUCAUUUGUAUAUCCUUCUACCAAGACUGUUGAUUUUGCUGUAUAUGUACCUAGUAAUGUUGUUUGAAUGCUUGGGGUACUUGUUCGCCUUCUUGUCCAUAUCAUAAUAUGUUGUUUACUCUUAUCUACUUCGUUCCCAUGUGUCUAUUACUUUUCUCGUUUAUUCGAUCCCUGCACUGCGAUUGCAACUUUUUGUUUGGUCAACCCCAGCGUAUGCACAUCUGUUGAACCUGGUA
This is a messenger RNA of Cryptococcus amylolentus CBS 6039, 855 nucleotides long. RefSeq lists its product as hypothetical. The coding region runs from base 139 to 543 and encodes 134 amino acids. The transcript is spliced from 4 exons. The record is from RefSeq and is a predicted model, not a curated record. Lineage: Eukaryota; Fungi; Basidiomycota; Tremellomycetes; Tremellales; Cryptococcaceae.